Molecule: messenger RNA, 882 nt
Organism: Anthostomella pinea
Lineage: Eukaryota; Fungi; Ascomycota; Sordariomycetes; Xylariales; Xylariaceae
Source: the annotation of a GenBank genome assembly
AUGUCGUACCGGUCGCCCUCUCGGGGCCGGGACAUCUCGCGCUCGCCCACGCCGCGAUCGCGCUAUUCGCCAUCACCCUCACCAGCUCGCCGCCGACGAUCCCCCACUCGAUCACUCUCACCUACACCUCCCCGUCGCAACGGCCGGUACCGCAGUGAGAGUCGAAGCUUGAGCCGCGACGGCGGCGAGGACGAGCUACGAGGUAGUACCAAGGUAGGCAACCAGGCAAUCUACUGUGCACCGGCAGAGUAUGAACUAAUUCGUGCUCCACCUCUCCAGAUCGUCGUCGAGAAGUUGACCAAGACCAUCAAUGAAGAGCACUUGCGCGAGGUGUUUGGCCAAUACGGGCCCAUUCGGGAUCUGGACUUACCCUUCAACCGACAAUUCAACACCAACAGAGGAACGGCGUACAUUCUCUACGUCCACGAAGCCGAUGCGGAAGCCGCCAUUGCCCACAUGCACGAAGCCCAUCUCGACGGCGCCGUCAUCAAUGUCUCCAUAGUCCUGCCGCGACGCAAGUUUUCCCCUUCACCCCCGACUGCCUCCCGAGGCGCCAACAUUGAUCCUCGACAACCCGCCCCCGGUCACAGAGGUGGUCGCGGUGGUGCUGGGGCAGGUGGUGGCAGAGGAUCCGGCUUUGGUGGAGUGAGAGCUCGUUCGCCUCCGCGACAUGCACGAGCUCUGCGUGACAACAACUUCGACACGUACCGGCCCCGUUCCUACUCCCGAUCGCCUCCUCCGCCGCGUCGCAAUCGCAGCGCAGACUCAUACGCCUCUCGAUCGAGAUCUCCCCCGCGACGACGUGGCGGACGGAAGGAUAGCUAUGAUGACUACGACAACAGACGCAGUCGUUCGCGCAGCGUUGGUAGAGGAUACCGCUGA